Messenger RNA from Erigeron canadensis, 1733 nucleotides. RefSeq lists its product as uncharacterized. Lineage: Eukaryota; Viridiplantae; Streptophyta; Magnoliopsida; Asterales; Asteraceae. Bases 1 to 1602 code for a protein of 533 amino acids. The record is from RefSeq and is a predicted model, not a curated record. The transcript has 2 exons.
AUGGGAAAUUUUAACUCUUCAAAUGCAACCCAAGCUUCUCCUAUUGAUACUACUUUUAAGCUUCCUUCUCCAUUGCCUUCUUGGCCACCAGGUGAAGGAUUUGCAAGUGGAAAAAUUGAUCUUGGAGGACUUGAAGUUUGCCAAAUAACAUCUUUUAAGAAAAUAUGGUCUACUUCUGAAGAUGGAUCAAUAACAUUUUUUGAGCCAUCACCAAUACCAGAUGGAUUCUCCAUGCUUGGUUGCUACUGUCAAUCCAAUAACACCCAACUUUUCGGUUGGGUUCUUGCUGGUAAAGAUGUCUCUGGCGGAACUCUAGCCAAUCCAAUUGACUACACAUUGGUUUGGAAUAUUAAAGAUUCAUGUUACAUUUGGCUACCAACUCCACCAGAGGGUUAUAAAUCCGUAGGCUAUGCUAUCACCACCUCACAAGAAAAACCGUCUCUGGAUAAAAUUCGUUGUGUUCGGGUUGAUCUAACUGAUCAACCCGAAACGGAUACAUUAUUGUGGAGCUCAAGUGGUUUGAAUGUGUAUGGAUUAAGGCCAAAAGUUAGGGGGAGACUAGCUCAAGGAGUGUCUUUAGGUACAUUUAUAGUUGCCAAAGAUGGAGAUGAUUUAAGUGCAUUAUCUCUUUCUUGUUUGAAAAACAAUAAUUUCCAAAAUUUAACUUCUUCAAUGCCAAAUUUAGCCCAAAUUGAUGCACUAAUUCAAGAAUACUCACCAAGAUUCUAUUUUCACCCAAAAGAAACUCAUUUUAUUGCUUCAACAACUUGGUAUUUCACCAAUGGGGUUCAGUUGUACCACGCCGGAGAGGAAUCUAACCCUGUUUUGGUCGAACCCACCGGCUCAAACCUUCCUCAAGGUGGUUCAAACGAUGGGACAUACUGGCUAGACCUCCCAAUUGAUGAAACCGAGAAAGAAAGGGUCAAGAAAGGUGAUUUACAAAGCGCCGAGGUUUAUAUUCAUGUCAAACCAAUGUAUGGAGCCACAUUUACCGAUCUAGCUAUUUGGGUCUUCUAUCCUUUCAAUGCUCCUUCAACUGCUAAAUUCGGAUUAGUAGAUAUUCCCCUUGGCCGAAUUGGUGAACAUAUAGGAGAUUGGGAGCAUGUGACACUCAGGAUUUCCAAUUUUGAUGGAAGUUUAUAUCGUGUUUAUUUUGCACAACAUAGCACAGGGACGUGGGUAGACCCCACAUCCCUAGAGUUUCUAGAUGCAAGUAAUAAAUUUGCAGCAUAUCCAUCUUUAAAUGGGCAUGCAACAUAUCCGGCCGAGGGACUUGUGAUGCAAGGAACUGAUAUUAUAGGUAUAAGAAAUGAUACAGGUAAAAGUGACAAAUUUUUUAAUGUACAUGACAACUAUUUGGUCAUGGCAGCCGAGUACCUCACUAAUGUGAUCGAGCCUCCAUGGGUGAACUUCGCUAGAAAAUGGGGUCCAAAAAUAACGUAUGAAGUUGGAGUCGAGAUAGCGAAUUUGCAAAGUGUGUUGCCCGGAGUUAUGGGAACGGCAGUUGGGACUUUGGCAGACAUUUUACCAGGUGAAUUUUACAGCGAAGAUGGACCUACUGGACCUAAGGUGAAGGUUGAUUGGGAUGGAGAUGAAAGAUAAUUUUGGUUUUUGUUUCAAUAUAUGUAAUAAAAUGUUGGUUUUUGUUUGAUCAAAAGUAAAUAGUUGUUUCUUCCAUCUUAUAUGUGGUAUUGAUUUUAUUUUAUUGACGGAAUUCAAUGCGUGAUUUACUC